AUGUCGUCCGAUUAUAAUGCAAAAGACCGCACACUCAUAUACGAAGCCGGUGGUUUCGUCGUUGUGACAUCAAACAUUUUGGUUCACGACCUGUUGCACAAUGCCAUUCCAGCAAAGUCAGUCGCUGGCAUUGUUGUAUAUGCCGCGGAUUCGGUGCGAGAGUCUAGCAAUGAGCACUUUGCCCUCAAGCUGUACCGCGCCAGAAAUCGCGACGGCUUCGUCAAGGCCUUUUCGGAGAACCCAAUUGCGCUCACGAGAGGGUUUCAUCACGUCGAGAAGCUCAUGCGAAACCUCUAUGUGUCGAGGUUAUGCCUGUGGCCUAGAUUUCAUGCGUCAGUCAAGGAUUCUGUGUCGGGUCAUGUUCCGGAUCUUGUUGAUCUCGAAGUGCCUCUGACGUUUCGGAUGAAUGCGUUAGUGAGUGCUCUACGCGAUUGCGUGCAAGCUGUCAUUGAGGAUUUGAGAAGGGCUACGCGCGAAGUAGACUUUACAGACCUUUACCGCAAGGAUGAGGACGGGAAAACGGUUCUUGUUUACAAUUUUGAUACAGCUGUAAGCCGGCAACUUGAGGGCGCUGGUGUGAGAGUUGCGGGAAGGGUGCGCAGUUUAGUGGCAGAUCUAACUGCGUUGAGGCCGUUACUGAGCGAUGUGUUUGAACUCACUUCUGUGGUGUUUUAUCAACGCCUUGUCACGGUCCGACAUGCUGCAGAGAAAGGCACUGGAUGGCUUCUCAGAAAGGAAGCGCAGCGUGCCGUGUUCUUGGCAAGGUCCAGGGUGUGGAUCAUUCGCAAGGCUGGACAGGUUGGGCAGGUGGAAAGCAAUACAGUUGGUGAGGGAAGGGCUGCAGAAUUGAACGAAGGGAAUGGGUCUGGUCUUCGUACGGUGUUGACACUUGAGAGCAGUCCCAAGUGGAAGGCGUUGAAGGAUGUACUUCAGGAGAUUCAGGGUGAUGUCGAUGCUGCGGGGGAGGAAGCCGAUGUGGGGAGGGUGCUCGUCACCGUCAAGGAGCCUCGCAUCGCGGAUGAAUUGCGCGCUUUGUUGAAAGAUGGCGAGCAUGCUGUUUUAAGGCGUCAGUUCGAGGGAUCAUUUCCAAACGUGGCGGAGCGGGUGAGAGAGAGUCAGGAAUUGAGUGCAGCGAAUGGUGGGAUGCAUCAAAUGACGAUGACCCAGAUUGUAAAUCCAGACCGCCCACGGGGAGGCCGCCUUGAACAGAAGAGACAUGAGCCCAGGAGAACAGGAACAACGCGAAAGAGGAGAAGAACAAAUGGUGGAGAGAAGCCUUCAUCAAACAUAGGGGCAUCAGAGGACAGAGCUAUCGAAAUUCUUCAGGAGGUCUUUCGAGAGAUCAAGUCACAUAGGUCAACUCGAAUUGAAGUUCUCAUUUGGUGUCGGGAAUGGGUAGACUUGCAGGGGAGGGGACAUCGAAUACUCGAGGAGUAUCACCCAUCAUUUAUUGUUCAGUACAACACAGACUCAGCUGUCGUGAGAGAGGUGGAGAUGUUCAAGGCUGCUCAUCCGGGACGUCCAGUGCGCAUGUAUCUUCUCAGCCACGCAGACGUAGCUGAAGAAGAACGAUUUAGAAGCGGCUUGCGCCGUGAGACUGCCGCAUUCAAAUCAUUAAUACGUGAGCGAGCCUCUAUGACAAUCCAUGUGGAUCAGGAGGGUCGACAACCGGAAGAGGAGUUUACCCAAGCCAUUUUGGACCAGACUGCAGAAGCGGGGCAGCUUACUGGGAGGCGCGGGCUUGGAGUCGAUCGGGACUCCCGAAAAUUGGGGUCUGUGAAAUCAGAUAGGAAGAACGUCGCAUCUGAAGGUAAGGUUUUGGUCGAUACGAGGGAGCUACGGAGUGCUCUUCCAAUGCUUCUGCAUCAAGCGAACAUGAGGAUUGUUCCGUUAACUCUCGAAGUUGGAGACUUCAUUCUUUCCAAGAAUAUUGGGAUCGAACGUAAAUCCGUUCCUGAUUUGUUCGGAUCCUUCGCAUCUGGACGACUAUUUAAGCAGGCGGAGGCGCUUUGUCGACACUACAAAUACCCAUGUUUGCUCAUUGAGCUCGACAGAACAAAAUCGAUAUCAUUGACCGCCACUAACGGGUACGUUCCGGCUACUAUCUCAGCAACAUCAAUUGUGAGCAAAAUGGUGUUAUUAAUUCAGCAAUUUCCUACGUUGCGUUUGCUGUGGGCUAAAGGACCGCACGAUGCUGCUGAGAUGUUUGCAUCUUUGAAAGAAAAUGAAGAAGAACCAGAUGAAGAAGUGGCUGCUGGCCUUGGAGUCGAUACGAAGGACGCUGUGGAUGAAACAUUUAACGCUGGCCCAAGGGCUUUACUUCGAAGUCUACCUGGCAUCGACAGUCAGAAUAUUGAAAGAGUGAUGCGGAACGUUCGAAACGUAUCUUCGCUAAUUUCGAUGUCCAAACGGGAAUUGACGGACCUUCUGGGUGGUACUGGAAAGGCUACGCAGUUGUACAAUUUUGUAAAUGAGCAACCGAGCGAGGCGUUGGCGGCUCUACGGUGA
Molecule: messenger RNA, 2508 nt
Organism: Chondrus crispus (carragheen)
Lineage: Eukaryota; Rhodophyta; Florideophyceae; Gigartinales; Gigartinaceae
Exons: 1
Coding region: 1-2508 (835 amino acids)
Biological process (GO): nucleotide-excision repair involved in interstrand cross-link repair; double-strand break repair via homologous recombination; resolution of meiotic recombination intermediates
Cellular component (GO): nucleotide-excision repair factor 1 complex
Molecular function (GO): damaged DNA binding; single-stranded DNA endonuclease activity; single-stranded DNA binding
Source: RefSeq, a predicted model, not a curated record